GAUCCUAAAAAUCUAAUUUUUUUAAAUUAACCCUUUGUUUAUUCGAUUAAAAUUAAACCAUCCAUAAUAAUCUCUAGAAUAUAAAAAAUGUCGGCUGAUUUAACUUGGCUUCUUGUCAGGAACAACAGUUCGUUCCUGGUAAAACGUAAUGGAUUAGAACUUAGUUCUGAACCGAAUAAUUUGACAAAUUUGAAUUCAUUCAAAUAUUCGGGUCUUGCAAAUAAGAAGGCAAUUGGAAUAACACCUGGACCAAGUAAUAGGGGUGUGACCGUUGUUGCAAAAAAAACCAAUAUAGCUUCUUAUAAACCAGCAAAAGCUAUCAAUAAAGUUACACUUACUAAGGGCGUUCGAAGAUCAGCCAAAAGUUUUACUAGUCUGCUUACUAAAUCUCAUUAUCGUCCUGAUUUACGAAAGGCUGCAUUAGCUCGUAUCUCUGCCAUUUAUCAAUCUCAAAAACCCCCUAAGGUCCAUGCAAAAAAAACUGGUCGCCGUCAUACCAAGAAACCAAAAAAUUAAAUAUUAAUCAUGAUGCAUUAGGAAAAAAAUUUUGUUGGUCGAUAAGAUCAAAAGAUUAUAGUAUAAUGUUCUUAAUGUUACUUACUGAAUAAAUCAGCAAUUUCUUUUUAUACAAAAAAAGAAUAAAAGAAUAAUUGCACUCUUUUUAACUUCUCCUAAGCUGAG
This is a messenger RNA of Rhizophagus irregularis DAOM 181602=DAOM 197198, 681 nucleotides long. RefSeq lists its product as uncharacterized. Gene Ontology annotation, cellular component: ribosome; cytosolic large ribosomal subunit. Lineage: Eukaryota; Fungi; Glomeromycota; Glomeromycetes; Glomerales; Glomeraceae. Gene Ontology annotation, biological process: translation. The record is from RefSeq and is a predicted model, not a curated record. Gene Ontology annotation, molecular function: structural constituent of ribosome.